UCCUCGUGCGCGCGCUCGCAGCGCCAUUGGUGGAGAACAGCGUCCAUCGCCGCCGCGCGCGCCCGCCUCCUGCGCUGGACAAGUAUUCUCCUUUUUGGUGGCAUCGUGGUUGGUCGUCGCGGGAGGCUGCUCAAGUGCCGUCCCCGCCCGGAACAUUGCCCGGAACCGCAUCGCAACACUCCUCGAGUGUCCGCCGCCGAGGGUCCCACGCACGGAUUGGCCUACCCGACGAUGGCCAGCCCGCCUGCGGGUCGCGACGUCCGCCCAGAGUCGGCGGAGGCGAGCCGCCCGGAGCCUGCCUGCCUGGAGGCACAGAAAUGGAUCGAGGCAGUCACAGGGAAGAGUUUUGGAGACAAGGACUUCCGCAGUGCCUUGGAGAACGGCAUCCUGUUAUGCGAGCUUCUGAGUGCAAUCAGGCCAGGUCUGGUCAAGAAGAUCAACAGACUGCCCACCCCAAUUGCUGGCCUGGACAAUCUGUCAGUCUUCCUCCGGGGCUGCGAGGAGCUCGGCCUGAAAGGUUCACAGCUCUUUGACCCGGGAGAUCUCCAGGACACCUCCAUCCGAGCCAACCUCAAGGACUCGGACUGCAGCCGCAAACUGAAAAACGUUCUGAACACCGUGUUCUGGCUCGCCAAAGCGGCCGGCGGCUGCGCAUCCUACAGCGGACCCACGCUUGACCUCAAGGAAUUUGAGGCUCUGCUGGCCAACAUGAAGGUGGACAGCGACGAGGCGGCUGACGGCUCGCAGAAGCGCAGCGUCCGAGACAGCGGCUACGACUGCUGGGACUCGGAGCGCAGCGAUUCACUCUCGCCGCCCAGACACACUCGAGACAACUCACUGGACAGUCUGGACUCGUUUGGCUCGCGUUCGCAGCACAGUCCUUCUCCCGAUGUGGCCAACCGAGGAAACGUGGAAGUGUCAGGAAGAGACGGCGACCCUGAGGCGGACGGCGGCAGGAGGCCCGACGUGCAAAAGGACGACAUGUCAGCCCGGCGUGCGGCUAGCGGAGAGGCGCGGACCCCCGUCCUCUUCAACCAGUUCCUGCCCAACCGAAGCAACGCCGGCUUCUACGCCCUGAACGCAAAACGCAGACCUCAUGCCGAGGACAGAGAGCAGCGCAGUCCCGCCGAGGGCAAAAAGAGCGUCACCUGGGCGGGGGAUCACCAGAGCCAAAAAGAAAUUUGUGAGCGGACCAGGAUCGAAAGGUUGGAGAAGGCGGGCAUCAAAGCGUUGCCUGCGGCACUUCGCUACGGAAGCCCUUCCUCCCCUUCCACCUCCCCCACCCCGGAGAGACCAGCUUCCCCCAAUAUCAUCCUCCGUCGGGAUAACGACUUUUUGAACUCGCAAAAAUCCGCUUGGGACUCGUCCUCGGACAGCGGAGGCGAGGCGGAGGGCCAGAAGGUACCGGACAUUCGCAAAGAUGACCUGGCUUCCCGACGGGCUCCUCGGGGCCCGGCGGUGCCCAGGGUGCAUCCGUUUGUCAUGGCGGCACCGCUGCUCGAGUGCAGCAGCAAAGACCACCAACGCUGGGAAGGCAUCAGGCGAUCCUCUCAUAAAACGCUCAAGGACAUCAGCGAGCUUGAGCAAAUCCCCGACAUCAUUACUCGCCAAAAAGAAGACGAAGAGGAGGAGGAUGAGCGUGAAGAAGAAGCCGAGGAUGCGGCAAGGGUUAAAGCGAAACCCGACAAGCAGAUGGACGACCUGGCUCUCAGGCGAGCUCAGACUAGGCCACGCCCACUCUGCCGAGACCGACCAAUGAGCUUGACGUCGGCCCCCAUGAGCCAAGCUGAUGUGCAGAAGUGGGAGAGGCUCAGGAUGAGUGAACCCAGCGAGCCUGACCCGGUCCCCGUUUGUCAGGCUUGUCGGAAGAAAACGUACGCCGGUGGCAGACGGGGUCGUGUCAAGUCGGUGAGGUUCGGGGGCGUGACCGAGAUGGGGCGGCCGAUAGGCGUGCCCGAGUCGGGGUUGCUAGGACCACUCCGCUCUCAGGCGACGGUUGCCGUGCCGACCAUUGGCCUGGGCUCCCUGCUCUCAGAGCGGGAAGGCAGCCUCACAGAUGGAGGACAACCCAGUCAAGUGACCUCACCCGGCUCUCCGGAGGUUCCUCGCUCUCCGGCCGAGCUGGACGCUCGUCUUGCUCAGUAUGAGCGCAAUUUGAAGGAGGAAGAAGAGGAGGAGGACGAAGAGGAAAGGAUACCAGAUAUUCACAAAGAUGACAUGAUGGCGAGGCGAACUGGAGUGUUCCAUAAGCAAAGCGCUUCCUCGGCAUCUUACAACCGCUUCUUGCCUCUGCCCGCCUCAAAAUACAAGGCCCAGGUUACUGAUCCAGGCGCCAAGGAAGUGGACAAAAACAUCAGAGCGGAGGAAGGGAUAAUUCCCAUUGAACGUAGCCCACACAGUCCCGAUGAGAGCAAAAAUGACGAUGAUGCAAAUGAGCCUCUUGCGAACCCGAAGAAGGACGACAUGAUGGCUCGCAGGAAGAGAUGGAUCCAAAAAUCCAGUCCGGGCUUCAGGCAGUUUCUACCAGUGCCGGGUGUGCUUAAAAACAACACCGUCCAAAGUUGUGCUACAAAGCAGACAGCCAAGCGUGUGGAAAAAAUGGCAAGCGAAAGCGGUGGCCUCCGACCUCUCGAAAACCCGCCCAAGAAGGAGAUUGUGGACGAGCAAAAACAGAAGACUGCUAAUGUGACAAACGUGGCCUCUUCCCAACUGCGGCUGGAUGAUGUCCUCCCGCCUAGUGAGGAGGCGGGGUUAGGAAAGGUCAAUAAGACGGCGGAUCCGCCGACAACAAAAGCAUCUUGGGUGGGGGAUGAUGAUCUACCGCCAAUGAUGUUGAGCCGCCGAGUUGCUUUAAUGUCCGGGGACGCCGAGAGCGUGAGCAUGAGCGACAUGGUGGACCAGGACGAGGCGGGACACCUGCCGCAGCUCAGCCUGUCGCGUUACGAGCGCAUGCAAGAGCAGUACAACAACUUCCAAGACGAGGACGACCAGUGGCAAAGUGACUUGGCUCGUUGGAAGAAUCGCCGCCGCUGCGCCUCGCAAGAGCUAAUCAAGAAGGAAGAGGAGAGGAAGAGGAUGGAGAGGAUGAAUGGGGAGGCAGGUGACAAGAGGAAGAGCAUCAAGACCUACAAGGAGAUUGUGGAGGACAAGGAGCGGCGAGAGGCGGAGCUGUGCGAGGCGUAUCGCAGUGCGGCCACGCCAGAAGAGGCGGCCAUGGUCCUGCAACGCUACGCUCUCCGUUUCACCAUCAGCGACGCUACGCUGGACUUCCUAAACCUGCCCCGCCCCGCCGCAAACCCCGACGCGACCCACAAAACCGUUUGUGAAGACUCCGAGCCAGAAUCAACACGGCGGAAGACGUGUGAAGACUUACGCAGGAGGGCGGAAAAAGAUCCUCCAACCUCAGAACCUCCGCCAUCCCCGAAAAGCCACCAACCUCCGGCUCCAGCGUCUCCCAGCAAACCAGAAGCAGCGACCAAAGCAGUUGCAGAACCCCGACCUAAACCUCCAAAACCUAAACCCUCUCCAAAGCCCGCGCUUCCCUCGACGCUGCCGCCACCGCCCGUCAAACCCGUCCCCCUGCUGGCGGCCAAGCCUUAUCGCCAGCCGAGCAGCACACACGGAGUCAAGAUGGACGGCCUGGUGCGUGUCAAUGGCGACACGGAAACUUCGCCGCUGCGUUCGCCGUCCGAGAAGAAGCUCCUGGUCACACAAGCCGAGAAGGAGAUAUCUUCUACGUCGGAGACGCGAGACACGUCGCCUCCUCCCCAGCCGGCGACGGCUUCCUCGUCUUCCUCAUCCUCCUCGGCUUCCUCGUCCUCCACCAUCAGCUCGCUGUUCAGCGGGAGGAACUGCGUCACCAAGACCACCAUCGUUACCGAACUCACUCAGACGCUGGUGGAGCCGGACGCCGCCGACAUCCACGGCCACAGCCAGGUGACCGUUGAGAAACCGGCAGAGGGAAAGCCGUCUCUGUCGUCGUCAUCAUCGACUUCGAUAACCAGCACGCAUUGUCCCAGUGUUUCGGAAGGCCAAGACGAGAGCAGUAUGAGCAUUGAGACCCCCAUGUUGAACUUGGCUAAGCGUGUUAAUCACUGGGUCUGGGACCCCAAUGAGGAGCGUAAGCGCGUGGAAAGGUGGCAGCAGGAGCAGGAGCGCUUCCUAAAGGAGCAGUACCAGAAGGAGCAGGAGAAGCUGAAGAAGGAGUGGGAGAAAGCGCAACUGGAAGUACAGGAGGAGGAACGCAAGCACAAUGAAGAGGAGAGGAAGAUCUUGGAGGAGACUGUAGCGCCCCUCAGUCCCUGCGUGAGGACUACGUCGCCACCUGCUGGUGACAAAACAACGAGCAUCCCCCUGCAACAAAACGGCCACAAAGACACCAAAGGAAGUGAAGAGCAGCAUGCGUCCAGGCUGCAAUUUUUGCAAGACGCCGUCUACGAUUCCAAGCCAGCCAAGAAGUCGGUAAUGUGGAAGACGGCCUCUUUGGACCGGAACACACAAGCAAACGCACCGCACGGCGUAAAAAGGUGCGAUUCCCACGAUGGCAUCGCCGGAACGCAGCAGCCAUCUUCACCCUUGCCUCCGUCGCCCAGCAGGUGCGUUAGCGGAAAGAGGCAAUGCUCCGGUUGUUCUCAGCCGCUGGGAAAAGGAGCAGCGAUGAUCAUCGAAACGCUCGGGCUCUACUUCCACAUGCAGUGUUUCAAAUGCGGCUUGUGUGAGGGGCAGCUUGGCGAUGCCACCACUGGGACGGACGUGAGGAUCCGUAAUGGGCUGCUGAGCUGUCACCACUGCUACUUGGCAACCAGAGGCCAAGGACAACCCACCACACUAUGAUGAUCUGACGGCCCCCUCCCGACAAACAAUCCUCAUCAUAUAACUUGACUCAAAUAUCUAUGAGAAUUCCAAACAUACUCCAUAGUGUGUUUGUAAGCAUGACCAGCAUAUUUAUGACUAGACAAGCACAAUAAAUCAACUGGAAUAACACGUAUAGUGACACCUCCACAAUAUUACGAUAUAGUGUGGGUUCACUGUACUAAAACUGGAAUAAUACACAGUAUACAUUACAAGACUGUAACUUUCUUUUACGUAGUUAGCGUGACCAUUUUAAUGCCUUACCUUCUCUCCCAUCUUUGUUUUUACACUUUUGCAUGAACAUAAGUUAUUGCAAGUAUGAGUUUGUCAUUUAAGUUUGUCGUACGUCUUCGUCCAUAUGCAUGUUGGCUUUGAGCUCUUUUCCCUUUAAGCCGUUUCAACCAGUGCCUUAAUUCAGUGUGUGUGUGUGGGGGGGGCGGAUUACACAUGGACCUCAAAAUGUGUGUGUGUGUGUGUGUGUUGUGACAUGAAGUGAAAAAUUCCAUACCAGCAAGCAAAGCGAGUGGAUCAGCCUCUUGUGCAUCCUGUUCUCUCUUAUAGAGCGUAAACCAAUGACACGUAUGUAAUACCUGCUGCUUCCCUCUUGAUUAUUUUCUAACAGCAUUUCAUAACAUCCUAUCAUGCGCUCUUCAACACAAGUGUUGCCUCCAUUUCAUCUGGCCGAGGAAUGCCCUGCUCGCCGUAUUUUAUAGCCACUGUAUGUUUGUCAAUAAAGAUGUCAAAAAAAAGGUUGUCCUUAA
Molecule: messenger RNA, 5612 nt
Organism: Syngnathus acus (greater pipefish)
Lineage: Eukaryota; Metazoa; Chordata; Actinopteri; Syngnathiformes; Syngnathidae
Product: LIM and calponin homology domains-containing protein 1-like
Exons: 32
Coding region: 232-4833 (1533 amino acids)
Biological process (GO): regulation of focal adhesion assembly; positive regulation of stress fiber assembly
Cellular component (GO): stress fiber
Molecular function (GO): myosin II head/neck binding
Source: RefSeq, a predicted model, not a curated record